Messenger RNA from Serpula lacrymans var. lacrymans S7.9, 637 nucleotides. RefSeq lists its product as uncharacterized. The coding region runs from base 156 to 329 and encodes 57 amino acids. Lineage: Eukaryota; Fungi; Basidiomycota; Agaricomycetes; Boletales; Serpulaceae. The transcript has 6 exons. The record is from RefSeq and is a predicted model, not a curated record.
AGCGAAUCCUGGGCUGCCAAAAAGAGUCGGAUACGGCACGGUUCACCAUAUGGUCACCUUGCUAACUGGGAUUGCGUAUCUGUCAUUGUAAAAACUGGUGGUGAUUUGCGUCAAGAGCAGCUCGCUGUUCAACUUAUCAAAGAAUUUGAGCGGAUAUGGCAAGAAGAAAACUGCCAAUGCUGGGUAAGAUACUUCCGCAUCCUGAUUACUGGGGCAUCUUCCGGUCUUGUCGAGACUAUAACGGAUGCUGUGUCAAUCCAUUCAAUCAAGAAGGCCGAGUAUGCACGGCGAUUAGCGGAAGGCCGACUGGGGCAUGUUACACUGCUUGAUCAUUUUAGAUCGACAUACGGCGAUCCAACGUCGGCAAAAUUCACUCGUGCGCAGCGUAACUUUGCGAAAUCCUUGGCAGGAUACUCGAUUGUGACGUACUUGCUACAAAUCAAGGACCGACAUAAUGGCAACAUUCUGCUAGACCGGGAAGGCCACCUCAUUCAUAUUGAUUUUGGUUUCAUGCUAUCUAACUCUCCGGGUAAUAUUGGAUUUGAGGCAGCGCCGUUCAAGCUACCACCAGAAUAUUUGGAGGUCCUAGGUGGUAUCGAGAGCGAACCUUUCUUGGAAUUCAAGCGACUGUUCCGAG